Eurypyga helias (sunbittern) is the source of this 1229-nucleotide messenger RNA. RefSeq names its product UV-stimulated scaffold protein A (gene UVSSA). The record is from RefSeq and is a predicted model, not a curated record. Gene Ontology annotation, biological process: transcription-coupled nucleotide-excision repair; response to UV. Gene Ontology annotation, cellular component: chromosome. The annotation marks the transcript as partial. NCBI's taxonomy places the organism in Eukaryota, Metazoa, Chordata, Aves, Eurypygiformes, Eurypygidae. The transcript has 6 exons. Gene Ontology annotation, molecular function: RNA polymerase II complex binding.
GUCUUCAGAGGAGCACAUCAGCCAUGUCUAUCACCUGCUGAUGACACGGCUCAAGGAGGAGCACGCCGAGAUGCGCUUCUCGGCUUUCCAGAUCGUGCAGGAGUUGUUCGCCCGAUCCCAUCAGUUCCGGACGCUAAUUAUUUCCGACUUCCAAGAGUUCUUGGAGCUGACGGUGGGGAUAGACCAUGAGCAGCCUCUUCCCCCACCCAAAGAGGUGGCACAGAAACUGAGGAAAGAAGCCAUUAAGUCAGUGCAAGACUGGCAUGAGAAAUACGGAGAGGCCUACAAGAAGCUUUCUCUGGGAUACCACUUCUUAAAGCAGAAUAAGAAGGUGGAUUUUCAAGAUGUGCAUGCCAGAACCGUGGCUGAAAGGAAGAGGGAAGAGGAGAAGCAAAAACGAUUGGAUAACAUUUACAAAGAAAAAGCCAAAAGAGCUGAAAAAGAAAUGGAAGAAAUGUCCCAAGAGGUUACUGACACGUUGACAGAGAUGGAAAACUGUUUCCAGCUCCUGAUGCCGGAUCCUUUCGACUUCACUGUGAAUGACACGGAACUGGAACCCAACAAACAAACGACUGCUAAUGAGUAUAGACCUGCACCCCCCUUGUCCUCCCAGGUGGAAGUUAACCAGGCCUGUGUUGGAUGCCCGGAUGAUGAACAGCCAUGCUGCAGCAAGGACGUUCUUUCAGUUUCUCAGUGUGUUAGAACUGAGGAAAACGAAGAGUUAGAUGAGCAAUGGGAGGAGCCUGAGGAGAAAGAAUUAGAUGGAGGAACAAGCUUGGAAGUUCAGUCUGGUGUCCCUGCUCUCAACGAUGAUGAUUACCAGACUUUUGUUAGGAACCAUGGGCUUAUUUCACAUAGGUAUACUCUAGACCUUGAAAUCUCCACAGAUAUAAAAGUGCAUGAGAAUGACGAUAAUACUGCCAUAAUAAACAGUGUCAUGGAUGCUCACAAACUCCUCAGAAAUAAGUUCUGGCCCUCUGUGCAGUCCUGGAUUCAGUUAUUUACCAGAGCAGGAAUAAAUGAUGAUCGGCUAAGAUGUGCCAUUGAUCUCAAGAAUAAAUUGGAGACUGCUAUGAAGAAAUACAAGGAAAUGAACAUUUCUUUUAAAGAGAGAGGACAAAUGAUGAAAGCCUCAGAUGACAGUGACGACGAGGACGAUGAAUUUGUGGAGGUCCCUGAGAAGGAAGGUUAUGAGCCCCACAUUCCAGACCACCUGCGUAAGGAAUAUG